AAACCUUCAACCCUAGUUUUGAGCCCAUAGGUGGUGUCACGCUGAGUUCUUUUUUUUAAGACCCAGAAUCUUGACUUCGGCGUUUGGGACAAGCUAAGUUCCCGUUGUCGAGCCCGUUUCCCCUGAGUCUCGCGAGAUCGGCGAACUGGCCAGAAAGCCGGUAUCUCCUAGGCGUGUGACCGGGCCCUCAGACCCGCCCCCCCCCCCGCCCCCCCCGCCCCGGACGUGGAGUCACCCCCUCUGGACCUCGGCAGCCAUGGAUGAGGACCUGGUUUUGGCACUACAGCUUCAGGAGGAGUGGAACCUGCAGGUCUCGGAGCGCGAACCGGCCCAGGAGCCCCUGUCGCUGGUCGACGCGUCCUGGGAGUUGGUGGACCCCACCCCUGACUUACAGGCCCUGUUUGUUCUGUUCAACGACCGUUUCUUCUGGGGCCAACUGGAGGCGGUCGAGGUGAAGUGGAGCGUGAGGAUGACGCUGUGUGCUGGGAUAUGCAGCUAUGAAGGGAGGGGUGGAAUGUGUUCCAUCCGUCUCAGUGAACCCCUUUUAAAGCUGAGACCAAGAAAAGAUCUUGUGGAGACCCUCUUGCAUGAAAUGAUACAUGCCUACUUAUUUGUCACUAAUAAUGAUAAAGAUCGGGAAGGGCAUGGUCCAGAGUUUUGUAAGCAUAUGCAUCGCAUCAAUCGCCUGACAGGAGCCAAUAUAACGGUGUACCACACUUUCCAUGACGAGGUGGACGAGUACCGUCGGCACUGGUGGCGCUGCAACGGGCCAUGCCAGAACAGUAAGCCGUAUUUCGGCUAUGUGAAGCGCGCCACCAACAGGGCACCCUCCGCCCAUGACUACUGGUGGGCUGAACACCAGAGAACCUGUGGAGGCACUUUCAUCAAAAUCAAGGAGCCAGAGAACUACUCAAAAAAGGGCAAAGGGAAGACAAAACUGGGAAAGCAGCCAGUAUCAGAAGCAGAGCAUAAAGACAAACUGAACAGAGGGGAGAAACAGCUGUUAAUCCCCUUUAGCGGGAAAGGUUAUGUCCUAGGGGAAACCAGCAAUUGUUCAUCUGGGAAAUGUAUCACUUCACAUGCUAUUAAUGAAACCCAAGAGCCUUUAAGUCAAGACCAUUCAGCAAAUGCCCUGAGACCUCAUUCUAAAACUGAGGUGAAAUUUGAACAGAAUGGUCCAAGUAAAAAGACUUCCGUAGCAUCCCCUAUUCUCAGUACCAGUCAUCAAAAUGUCUUAAGCAACUACUUCCCUAAAGUGUCCAUUGCCAACAACAAGGCUUUCAGAAGUGUGAAUGGGUCUCCAAAGAAAAGUCUCACUGUGGGCGACAGCACUAAAAAGUCAGUCUUUUCCAGUUCUCAAAGGAGGGUUACAUCUUCUAGGAUAUCUCUAAGGAACUCCUUAAAAGCCAUGGAAUCGACAUCUGUCACUGUGCCCCAGGAUGCAGGUGGGCCUGAAGGUAAACUCCCAAGUAAACGACCCAGGCUAGAAGACAAGACUUUUUUUGACAACUUUUUUAUCAAGAAAGAGCAAACCCAGAGUGGUGGUAAUGAUCUGCAGAGUAGUUUACAUCCUCCAGCUGCAGCUCAGAAUCCCAGCAGUUCAUCAAAUCAGAGCAGAGUGGUACACUGUCCUGUGUGUCAGGAUGAAGUUUCAGAGGCUCAGAUUAACGAGCACUUGGACUGGUGCCUUGAACGUGAUAGCACCCAAGUCAAAAGCUGAAAAAAAUCUCUGAAAAAUGAAUGGGUCUCCAACGUCCACCUUAAUUGCCUCACUACUACACUCAGGAAUUUCUGGUUAAUAAGAUCUGCAGGUUAUAAUCUAGUUCAUCAAUAGUAAAUGUUCUACUUUAUAUAAAUAUAUAUGAGAUUGUAAUUAAAAAAUAUUUUGCCUAGAGGUGCUAUACUCUUGUCUUAUGUACACUGGAGCCCAGAAUUUCUUCUGGAUGCAUUCAUGUAUAUUUUUUAGAUACUUCUUUCUGGGUUUUAAAAGUAUUUAAAUCUGUUAAUCUUUUUAUUUUCCUUAAAACAUGCAGUGAGGAAUUCUGUCAGGUAUUUGGUUAAAUUGAAUAUUUCAUUAUUAAUAUUAAAACUCAUUCCCAGAACUGGUAAUAUCCAUAGUGUCAGACAUAUUGACCAAAAUUACAAACUAGUUGUUUUAGGCUACUCAAGGUCUUUGGGUUUUUUUCUUCCAAAUUUUAACAUUUCCUAUAUUAUAAAGAUUUUAUUUUUCUGUUUCACUAAAAGGUGGCAGAUUUUAUAGUAAAUAGAUAUUUAUAGUAAAUAUUAUAUAGAUAUUAUAUGUAUUCUAUAAAUAUGUUGAUAUUAUAGUAUCUACUUAUAGAUAAGUAUAGUAAAAUUUCUUUUGGAAUAUUGCUAGUAACAAAUAGCUACUGUAAUUUUGUAGGUCAGAGCUUAGCUGUUUUCUCAAAAUUUUAGAUGCUAAGUAACAUAACAGUUGCCUGGUUUAUGUACAAGUGAAACAUCAUCUGGAAACAGUAUUAUGAAUCUUAAGCCAAAGUUGAAACCAUUUAGGAAUACCUUUUUGCUGAUGCAAAGUAUUUCUUUUAAAAAAAUUCUUUUUUAUGUUACAACAAAGGGACAAAGAUAGUUUGAUGAAAUUUACUUUGUUGUCUCAUGGCUGUAACAACCAGCUGUUGGCAUAUUUUCAAGGCUUUAGUUCAUAAGUUUUUUCUUUUUCUUAACUUUGUUGCAGCAUGACUUUUACAUACAUAGGUGCAGCUGGGUUCCCCUCUGUGUGAUCACUGGAAGUUAGAGAACAUUUCAGUUACCCUGGAAGGUGUCCUCAUGGGCAUCUCUUCUAGUCAACACCCACAGCCCCCAAGUAACCACUGUUUUCAUCUGUCACCUCAAGUUAGUUUACUUGUUUUUGAACUUCAUGAAGUAGUAUCUUUGUUGCUAUGGGUAGCAGAAGUUCAUUCUUUUCAUUGCUCCGUAGUACUUGUAAAUAUGCCAGUUUAUCAUUCUAAUAUUAAUGAACAUUGGCAUCAUCUCCUGUUUGGGGCUGGCCGUUGUGAACAGUGCUGCUAAGAACAUUCUUAUUUAUUUCUGUUGAGCAUAUCCCCAGACUGGAAAUGCAGGGUCACCAGGUACCUUGUUUAGCUUCAGUAAAUCCUGCCAGCUUACAUGCUUACAGCAAUGUAUGAGACCUUAUUGUUCAGCAGUCUUAACGCUAUGAUCGUCCUUUUCGUUUUAGCCUAUCUCAGUGAGUGUUUAUGAGUUUUGAUUCUUUUGAAACAUUAAGUUAAACCAUAGUAUUUAAUAAAUAUUUAUAAAUGA
Messenger RNA from Cervus elaphus (red deer), 3297 nucleotides. It is a transcript of the gene SPRTN, whose product is annotated as SprT-like N-terminal domain. The transcript has 5 exons. The coding region runs from base 257 to 1720 and encodes 487 amino acids. The record is from RefSeq and is a predicted model, not a curated record. Gene Ontology annotation, molecular function: polyubiquitin modification-dependent protein binding; metalloendopeptidase activity; single-stranded DNA binding. Lineage: Eukaryota; Metazoa; Chordata; Mammalia; Artiodactyla; Cervidae. Gene Ontology annotation, biological process: DNA repair. Gene Ontology annotation, cellular component: nucleus.